GAAAGGGUUAAUGAAGCGUAAGGAGCGCGCACGUUCUCCCCGCCCCUAAGCGCACUGUGACUGGCUGUGGGAGGUGCGUCUCCAGCGCAGUGAGGCUCUCAACGUGCCGAUAACUUCCUUGUGUGACACGUUUUAGGGAUCUUGUGGUAAGUUACGGUGUCGGUGCAGUAACGUUUGUGGGCGGCCAUGUAGCAGCGUGAGAAAUACUGACCAAAUUAAUUUUUAUACAUCAAAAACCAAAAUGGCUAAAAGCAUAAGAAGCAAGUGGAAGAGGAAAAUGCGGGCAGAAAAGAGAAAAAAGAAUGCACCCAAGGAACUUGCCAGAUUAAAAAAUGUUUUGGCAAAGGGAAGUGAAGUACUCAUGGAUGAUGUGAAAGAAAUUGCAACAGUUGUGCCUUCUAAGAAAAUAAAUGAGAAAACAGACAUGGACGUUGAUGCACCUGAAGGUGAUUCAAGUAAGAUGGAUAUGGAAUUAAAACGCAACAAGAAAAACCUACGUGACCAGCAUGGUCAGUAUCCUGUAUGGCUGAAUCAGAGACAGCAAAAAAAGCUGAAAUCACAAUGUGGAAAGAAAAAAGGCAAAUCCAAGCAGGCAAAGAAGUUGGCUUGGUAGAUAUUUCUUUCUUGACCUGUACAAAGCAAUCCUUAAUAUACACAGGAGUGACUUGGAGCCGAUUUGCUGUACUUGCUGUUUGUCAUAAAGCUCUACAGAAAGCAAAGAUGAUCUUUAGCAGAACAGAUGAAAAGAAAACUUUGAAAAGGCUUUGAGAAGUAGAUGGCACUAUGCAUAAUAAAUUAUGCCAUCUUGAAUUUUGUGGUCUACAUUUUUAAAAGCUUUUUUUCCUCUGAUCUGAACUGUGUAGAACUGUUGCCACGCGUGGCAUGUGUUUAAUUUUUGAGUUAAAAAUGCCAUAGCAUGUCUUGCAGUUUUAAAUAUGUUUUCGCAACAGAUAUUUUAUCUUCUCUGGAUGCACCUAUAUGAGUGUUAAAUUGAAACCAUACACCAUACAUUGAAUCCCCAUAUUGAUUGAUGAAUUACAUAUAAUGUCUUGUUAUUGAAAAAUAUAAUAUUGCUACAUUUCCCACCUAAAAUGAAAAUGAUACUUGAUGAUAAUAUAAAUAGAAAAGAGAGUUAAGGUCCCCAUACACGGGCCGAUAGUAGCUGCCGAUAUCGGUCCCUUGGACCGAUUCGGCAGCUUAUCGGCCUGUGUAGGGGCAGAACCAAGGGGCCUGGCCGACCGAUAUCUGGCCUAAAAUUGGCCAGAUAUCGAUCGGCCAGGUUAGAAAAUUGUCAGAUCGGGGACUGCAUCGGCUCGUUGAUCCCUAUGCAAGUUGGAUAAUAUAAAGUCACAUGCACACACUGCAUGCAGCUUUCCCUUCCCACAGGUGUGUCUUAUCGGAUGGCAAAGCCAUGUAGUUUACGCAUCAGAUUUUUCUUCAUGUCCCAUUAUUUUGUAGCCCAUGCAACUACAUCUGACUUGUAGGGUGCAAUCUGUUGAUCUGACACCAUCCUACAAAAUCUCCUCUUUAGUUUCGCUCUUAAGAAAAGCUGCUACUUGUCUUUAAAAAAAAAAAGUUGGUUGCAUCAGUUGGUGUGGCCACAUUAAUAUUCCUCACUAUAUGUGAAACAUGGGAGAAAAAAAAGGAAGUACUGAAAAGGAUAAUGUACACCAUACACAAAAUACUCCCAUAUUUCCCACCUCCACCAAAUAAAAAUGGAACUCUUUACCUGCCAUUGGUGCAGCCCCAGUGAGUACAGACUAACUGAAUAGCCAGUAUUUUCCUGUGUUCCACUAUGUUGGAAUUGCCCCCUGCUAAUGGUUGUGAUGUCCUGCAUUGCCACCCCCUGAUGCUUGGAUAAAUAGAUGAAUAUAUGGAGUAUUGCAAUUGGGAAGCUGUAUCAUUUACCUCUACUUGAUACAACCCAGCUUGUAUGGCUCUUGUAACUCAAUAAAAUGUUGAAUUAAAAAAAA
Molecule: messenger RNA, 1973 nt
Organism: Xenopus tropicalis (tropical clawed frog)
Lineage: Eukaryota; Metazoa; Chordata; Amphibia; Anura; Pipidae
Gene: llph
Product: LLPH
Exons: 3
Coding region: 242-613 (123 amino acids)
Cellular component (GO): chromosome; nucleolus
Source: RefSeq, a predicted model, not a curated record